CUGAGUCCACAGCACAGUACAGCACCAUUCUUCUCUUCCAUUCUACUCAACGCAAAGUCCCUCGGGUACGUUUGCUUCCUUGCGUUGCGUUCGUCCCCCUCAUACUCCUCCUCUUCCCCCUGAUACUCUGCUCCGGCCAGAUCUCCUCCACACCGCCGACUAACACACUGCACACCUCCAUUUUCACAGAUCACAUCUCACUUUGCCUUGCUGCAAGAUCCAUGGCUCCCUCACAGGAAGUCACCGCCGCCACCAAGGAGCCGUCCACCAACGGCAACGGGACCAACGGAACCAACGGCACGGCCGCAGCCGCCCCGAAGACCAAGACGCCGGCCCUCAACGAGCGGAUCCUCUCCUCCAUCACGCGCCGCUCGGUCGCCGCGCACCCGUGGCACGACCUGGAGAUCGGCCCCGACGCGCCCACCAUCUUCAACUGCGUGAUCGAGAUCCCCAAGGGGAGCAAGGUCAAGUACGAGCUGGACAAGAAGACGGGGCUCAUCAAGGUGGACCGCGUGCUCUACUCCUCCGUCGUCUACCCGCACAACUACGGCUUCAUCCCGCGCACCCUCUGCGACGACUCCGACCCCAUCGACGUCCUCGUCAUCAUGCAGGAGCCCGUCGUCCCCGGGUGCUUCCUCCGGGCCAAGGCCAUCGGCCUCAUGCCCAUGAUCGACCAGGGCGAGGCCGACGACAAGAUCAUCGCCGUCUGCGCCGACGACCCCGAGUACCGCCACUUCAACGACAUCAAGGAGCUGCCCCCGCACCGCCUCGCCGAGAUCAGAAGAUUCUUCGAGGACUACAAGAAGAACGAGAACAAGGAGGUGGCCGUCAACGACUUCCUGCCGUCAGAGGACGCCUACGAGGCCAUCCAGCACUCCAUGGAUCUAUAUGCUACUUACAUUGUGGAGGGCCUGAGAAGGUAGGAGGAGGAUGGUGCCUGAUGGAUGGUGAUCUGGUGCCGCCUUGCCACUUGCUGCACCAACGAUGUCGACGAGAAUAUUAUGCCUCAUAAACAUACAUACAAUACAUUCUUGUUUUGUUACAUACAUACAUCAAUGGAGCUACACCUCAUCUAAAACAGGGAUCAAGUCAGUAGUAGCCAGACAAAGAAGUCACUCCUUUUCCAUCCAGCUUAUGUAAUACGUUUUCCUGGCUGAAUAUGAGAUGCUGGCAUUACUGUAUUUUUUCCCCCA
Molecule: messenger RNA, 1193 nt
Organism: Triticum dicoccoides
Lineage: Eukaryota; Viridiplantae; Streptophyta; Magnoliopsida; Poales; Poaceae
Product: soluble inorganic pyrophosphatase 4-like
Exons: 3
Coding region: 222-923 (233 amino acids)
Biological process (GO): phosphate-containing compound metabolic process
Cellular component (GO): cytoplasm
Molecular function (GO): inorganic diphosphate phosphatase activity; magnesium ion binding
Source: RefSeq, a predicted model, not a curated record